Prorocentrum cordatum is the source of this 466-nucleotide messenger RNA. The record is from the annotation of a GenBank genome assembly. Lineage: Eukaryota; Dinophyceae; Prorocentrales; Prorocentraceae.
GAAACCGGGCCAGUGCAACUUCGGCUGCUGCCGGAGCCGCUGCGUCACCGGCAACGACCCGUGCCCGGUCCGCGCCCAAGCGGAGUUGGAGCGCUUGGUCCCCCAGCGUUGGACGUCGAAAUCAGAUGCGCCCCUGCUCCGGCGCGAGGGGUGGGGGCCCGUCCGGCGGCAGAACGCGAAGGUCUUGCUGGACCAGGCAGCCGAGGCGGAUGGGGUCCACCCGUCGCGCAUCGGGAGCCGCUCCCUUCGGAUCGGGGGGGCCACCGCGACGCGCCUUGCGGUGCCAGACCUCGGGCGGCUGAAGCGCUUCGAGCGCUGGAAGUCUAGCGCCUCCCACGCGCGCCUCCGGGAGGCGCGCGAGCCCCAGCAGGGCUUGGCAGAGGCCAUGUCGGCCCAAAACUACCAGCUCACCCUGCGGGGUACCCCCCUCGCGUUUCCCGCGCCGGUGGUCGGCGCCGCGCUUUGA